This is a messenger RNA of Pecten maximus, 1073 nucleotides long. RefSeq names its product stress response protein nst1-like. Lineage: Eukaryota; Metazoa; Mollusca; Bivalvia; Pectinida; Pectinidae. The transcript has 2 exons. The coding region runs from base 74 to 979 and encodes 301 amino acids. The record is from RefSeq and is a predicted model, not a curated record.
UGAUUGUGAAGAUGGUACACACUUGUUGAAGACGGUCCGUACGGAAGUUACGUGAUCGAGAGUACCAAGCAACAUGCCCAGCAAACUUAAAGUGGUAUUAAAGAAUACACACGAUAAAGAAAAACAUGCUGAGCGAAUGCGAGUGGCCAGACAUGAAUGGUCGGAGGAGCAAAAGCAAAAAAACCGAGAAAUGUCCAAGAUCAGAAUGAGGGAAUACAGAGAAAGAAAAAAGACGGAGAGAGAAAAGACAAACAAUUCAGAAGUCCGAAAAAUGGCAACAAGACAAGAAAAAAAAGCAAAAGAAGAGCAAAAUAAAAGAAAAGCUGAAUACAGAAAGAAAUAUAGAGCUGGCUUGUCAAGCCAAAAGAAAAGGCGUAUACGAGAAAAAGAUGCAAAAAGAAAGCGAGAAAAGAGGUGCAAGAAUAUGAUAGGAGCAACGACUGUUGUCCAAUCAGUACCUAUCACAACUGAGAACACAAAGACCCCUUUGUCUGACAGUGCUUUAAAAAAGGCUGUCUACCGGGCUAAAAAGAGAUUGCCAAAGUCUCCAUCCAAAUUUGCAGAUGUUGUUUCUGGCCUUGUAAGCAAUGCCACACCAAGAAAAAAACUUGCUUUAAGCAAUAAAGGAUUGGAUUCCUCUGAAACAAAGAAAAACUUGGACAAUAUCCUGCAAUCUAUCAAAGAUGUGGACUUAGAUAUGAGAGGAAGGGACAGAGAGAGUCGUAUGAAAAGGAAGAGUUUUAUUGGGUCCCUCUCUGAACAUGUUAAGAAAAGACACGGAAUGACAUCAACUUUCAGCGCAGCACUUGGCAUACAAAGAAAGUACUUUUCACAAGGGUGUCUUAAAGAACAAAAGAAAAGAAAAGACUGCAUUGCUAAAGAAACAGAAGAGUCAAUCCAGAACUUUUUUUGUCAAGAUAAUGUGUCGACUAACUUACCAAACAAAAAAAAACAUCAAGAAAGAUGCUGUAGAGUGUAGAGUUAUCCAAGGAUCACUUCACAGUGUAUGGAAUAAAUGGAAAGAAGCAAAUCCCAACAAAGCUAUUUCAUAUGACAAAUUCACCAAACUCAAG